Molecule: messenger RNA, 440 nt
Organism: Rhizopus microsporus ATCC 52813
Lineage: Eukaryota; Fungi; Mucoromycota; Mucoromycetes; Mucorales; Rhizopodaceae
Exons: 1
Coding region: 32-316 (94 amino acids)
Source: RefSeq, a predicted model, not a curated record
GUCUUUUCUUUUUAAAAAAAAACUCUUUGUAAUGCAACUAGAGGAUGUACAAAAAGUGCUUCAUGAGUUAUCAACAUUUACACAGUUUGUUAUUGCAACUAUAGGCAUUUAUGUAAUAUUAUCACCAGUCUUUCAACAUUUGGAUUAUAAUACAUCAUCGCUUAACUUUGUUGUUCGUUUCCUUACAUUCAUCUUUCAAUUCAUUGGACUUCCUGAUCUAACACAAUAUACAAGACCCAAGGAGUACUAUGAGAAAUUAGCAAAGCAACUGAAUGGUAGCUUAAUUAAAGUAUACACGUUUUUAUAUUCAACAUGAUCUAUUAUAGAAAGCGAGCUAGCCACCACUCGCCACGCUGCACGUAUUUGUGUAGCUUCCCAUAUUCCUUCUUACGAUCCUUCUGCACUUGUUUCAGGCCUUGUUAACACUGGUAACUCUUGCU